AUGCGCUUCACGCAUCUCAUCCGGCUGCCAAGCCACCUCCUACUACUGAUCGCAACUAUAUCACCUCGGACUUUCGCAUCACCAACCACAUCAUCCUCAAACAGCACAACAUCAUGGUGUCUCUCCACAACAACCGGCACCGGCCCUCUCUACCUCUUCAACCCCGCUAAAUCCUGUUCCGACCAAAUCGUUACUUUCACCCCCGAAAUCAUGCAAGCGACAGAUAUAUGCCGGGCCGGGUAUCAAAAAUAUCAUUUCAAGAUGUGCGGAAAGAAUGUCACUCUGAGCGUGAAUGCUGGUCCGAAGAGCCUGGUCGGUGUGAAGCAGAUGGGGGCAGAGCUUUCAGGGUUCGCCGACGAUAAGAGUUUGGACGAAUUUGCCGAUUUGUGGGGAUUGAGGCAAGCAUGGCACGUUUGCAUGGAAAGACUCAAAUCGCUUGGAGUGGCCUCUGUCGCACGGCAAACGGUGUUCGCGAGUGCAAUGAUUCGAUCCCAAGAGGCUCAGCCAAAACCAGUCAUCCAACAUCUUCCCGCCGACAUAGCGCUAGCAAUGUGUCAGGACCUCGAUUUGGACAGCCCCAGAAAUCUCCGCCUCUCAGGCAAAGCGCUUUGCAUAUGUGCGACAGAAGCUCUGUUCAGCCACAUCGCCAUUGUGUCAUCGCCCGCUGAGUCAAUAAGCGAAGAGGAAAUUGCUAGGCGAGAGGAAGAAGAGGGGCAACAGAAGGCUGCCCGGGAACAGAAUGGGCUGCCUUUUGCAAGACUUGUCCAAGUGCAUAAGCAAAGUCAUGAAAAGCGAGCAGCGGUCUUUGGACUGGCAGGUCCAGCUAUGAAAGUAUGCCUAUGUCCACCGGAGACUUUGCUCCAUGGAAUAAGGAUCGGAAAGAGGCCACUGUAUGACCAAAUGCGCCGCUCAGAAGUGUGUCUUGGGCUUGUCGAACGAGUGCAAUGCAUGAACGUGUCUUUCGCCGCGAGCAUCCUCACUCACCAAAUGUCUGUGCGCAUUCGCUCCGGUGGCUUGGAAAACUUGGAGUGUGUGGUGGUGUCAGGGUUCAUCACGUGCCUGAUGCCUGAGGCUGUAACUGCCACACUUCAUCUUUAG
Messenger RNA from Pseudocercospora fijiensis CIRAD86, 1098 nucleotides. RefSeq lists its product as uncharacterized. The transcript is spliced from 8 exons. Lineage: Eukaryota; Fungi; Ascomycota; Dothideomycetes; Mycosphaerellales; Mycosphaerellaceae. The record is from RefSeq and is a predicted model, not a curated record. Bases 1 to 1098 code for a protein of 365 amino acids.